ACGACACAUGGAUCGGGACGAAUCUUUCACUCAGCUUUGUCUGCUUCUAUCGAUCAAUGCGUACCGGCUGCCAUGCCACUAUUAGUUGUCGUGGUCCGUGAUCUAUGAUCCAUUCCAUAUUUCCAUCCUCCAUUCACGCAUCACAAGCUGGAAGGCACUGUGGGCAAUAAUGGCUCUGCUCACGCUCCAGCCAGCGAUACCCUUCCUCCUGCUCCUCCUCCUCCCCGCCGCGUCCGCUGGGCUGCCCGGCGGCCGGACACUGGUGUUCAUCCUGGCUGGGCAGUCCAACAUGAGCGGCCGCGGCGGCGCCACCAACGGCACCUGGGACGGCAUCGUCCCGCCGGAGUGCGCGCCCUCGGACCGCAUCGUCCGUCUCUCCCCGGCGCUUCGCUGGGAGGAGGCGCGCGAGCCGCUGCACGCCGGCGUCGACGUGGGCAACGUUCUCGGCGUCGGGCCCGGCAUGCCCUUCGCGCACGCCGUGCUCGCCAGCGAGGGCGCAGCCGCAGAGCCCCCCGUCGUCGUCGGACUCGUGCCGUGCGCGCAGGGCGGCACGCCGAUCGCCAACUGGUCCCGGGGGACGGAGCUGUACGAGCGGAUGGUGACGCGCGCCAGGGCGGCCGUGGCCGAGUGCAGCGGACGCGGUCACCUGGCCGCCUUGCUUUGGUACCAGGGGGAGGCGGACACCAUGAGGCGCCAGGAUGCUGAGCUCUACCAGCGGCGGAUGGAGACUCUCGUGCGUGACGUUCGCUGCGACCUCGGCCGGCCCGACCUCCUCGUCAUCCAGGUGGGCAUUGCAACUGCGCAGUACAAUGGCAAGUUCCUCGGCGUGGUGAGGGAAGCUCAGAAGGCAGUGAAGCUCCCAAAUGUCAAGUACGUUGAUGCCAUGGGGCUGCCCAUCGCGAGCGACCACACGCAUCUCACCACGGAGGCUCAAGUCCAGCUCGGCAACAAACUAGCCGAGUCGUAUUUAGAAACGCUGUAAUUUUCAAAUACCGGUAUGCCUACCAAAAACAAGGCAUUCCCCCACGAUUUGGAAACGGACAGAGCAAGCAAUAUGUACACUCAAAUUACGAUGCUGCGUUGAGAUUAAUAUUUUCCGUGCUAUUGAAACCGCCCUCGUGUUAAAUUGUUA
Messenger RNA from Zea mays, 1132 nucleotides. RefSeq names its product probable carbohydrate esterase At4g34215. The transcript has 2 exons. The record is from RefSeq and is a predicted model, not a curated record. Bases 170 to 982 code for a protein of 270 amino acids. NCBI's taxonomy places the organism in Eukaryota, Viridiplantae, Streptophyta, Magnoliopsida, Poales, Poaceae.